GGUGGGCGAAGAGUGCUCCGGGGUGGGAGGCAACACAUGCCGAGCACAAUCAGGGAUGGGACCCACGUCUGCAGCUGCACCUGGACCUGCUGCUCGUCAGGAAGAAACAACAAGCAAGAAAAGAAAUUGAGAGAAGGGGGGCGAGGGGUGAACUCGCCAGCAUCAGUCUAAUUUAUAUACUCCUUCAGAAAAGUCCCUUCUUCGCCAGCGAGGGAUUAAUAGAAAAGCCUAGACGCAGACGUUCGGGCAAUUGCACAAAGAUCCGGAAAGAAGUCUAAAAAUUAAAAAAGAAACAAACACGCACGCAGGGCUUGCUGGAUUUUGCACAGAGCGGCCAUCUCAGCUGGAAGCAAUUCUUUGGAUAUUUUUUUUUAAAUGCAUCUACGGAGUUACUUUGUAUCUACUCCUGAAAGGAGGGUAUCAUUUUCGGAUCAUACGCGGGGGUAGUUCUCCCCCUCCGUAAUGGUACCGGAUUAAUCGUUGCAAAGGGAGAUUCCAUAAGCGGUUCCAUUUCUGGAGCAUCUCUGUCCACACCUCUCUUGUAACCCGACGGACAUUCUCAACUCUUGGAGGACGCUCUUUCCCAGCCAAGAUGGAAGAGAAGCGGCGAAAAUACUCGAUCAGCAGUGAUAACUCAGACACCACUGACAGUCAAACAACAUCAACUUCAAGAUGCUCCAGAAUUCCAAAUACAAAAUCUGGUUGGUCAAGGCAAAAGGAGAAGAAACCCUCAGAGGUUUUUCGUACGGACUUGAUAACAGCAAUGAAGAUCCCAGAUUCUUUCCAGCUGAGCCCAGAUGAAUACUAUAUCCUUGCUGAUCCCUGGAGGCAAGAGUGGGAGAAAGGUGUUCAGGUGCCGGCAAAUACAGAAACAAUCCCAGAACCAGUGGUCAGGAUAAUACCUCUGCUAGACCAUUCUUCAUCACAGACCUUUCCAGGGAAUCUGUCUAGCUCUGACAGUUCAGAUGCUACUAGAACAUACUCCCAUAGACUAUGUCGCUAUGAUCUGGAUGAAAUUGAUGCUUGCUGGUUGGAACUUUUCAACAUGGAGCUCAAAGAAAUGGAAAAGCCAGAAAUGGAUGAAUUCACCUUGGAAAGAGUGCUUGAGGAACUGGAGACUCUGUGCUAUGAGAAUAUGAACGUUGCCAUUGAGACAGAAGAAGGCCUUGGCAUAGAAUAUGAUGAGGAUGUGGUGUGUGAUGUAUGCCGUUCACCAGAAGGAGAAGAUGGCAAUGAGAUGGUUUUUUGUGAUAAAUGCAAUGUCUGUGUGCAUCAGGCUUGCUAUGGAAUCCUAAAAGUUCCCAUUGGAAACUGGCUUUGUCGGACCUGUGCCCUGGGAGUUCAGCCAAAGUGUUUACUCUGCCCAAAGAGAGGGGGAGCCCUGAAACCUACCCGGAGUGGAACAAAAUGGGUUCAUGUUAGCUGUGCCUUAUGGAUUCCUGAAGUUAGCUUUGGAUGCCCUGAAAAAAUGGAACCAAUUACAAAAAUUUCACAUAUCCCAGCAAGUAGAUGGGCUCUGUCAUGCAGUCUUUGCAAGGAGUGUACUGGAACAUGUAUUCAAUGUUCCAUGCCUUCCUGCAUCACAGCCUUCCAUGUAACAUGUGCCUUUGAGCACAAUUUGGACAUGCGGACACUGUUAGCGGAGAAUGAUGAAGUGAAGUUCAAGUCAUUCUGUCUUGAGCAUAGCACUGGUGCCACCAAGCCACCAGAUGAAGCACGGAUGGAUGCAGAUCAAGGUAAACUAGACAUGGAAAAGGUAACACUGAGAAAACAGAAGCUCCAACAGUUGGAAGAGGACUUCUAUGACCUUGUGAAACCUUCUGAAGUGGCUGAGAACCUUGAUUUGACUGAGUGGCUAGUUGAUUUUGUCUAUCAGUACUGGAAGAUGAAAAGAAAAGCCAAUUAUAACAAGCCACUGCUGAUGCCCAAGACGGAUGAAGUGGAUAAUUUGGCUCAGCAAGAGCAGGAUGUGCUGUACCGACGCUUGAAGCUCUUCACACACCUUAGACAGGAUCUUGAAAGGGUUAGAAAUCUUUGUUACAUGGUGACAAAACGAGAGAAAAUGAAGCACUCCAUUUGCAAACUCCAGGAACAGAUUUUCCAUCUCCAGAUGAAACUUAUCGAGAAGGAUCUUUAUGCAGAGCAAACUGGGAGGAGAACAAAAGGAAGGAGAAGUGACCCAAAAAGGAAAGGAAGAGAUGAUAGGAAAAACAGUCCUGAGAAGAAAGAAAAAAGAAAAUCAGGGAAUGAGUUAGUACUAGGACAGCUAGGUUUGUCAACUUCCUUUCCCAUUGCCGGGACCUUCUUCAACAGCUGGUUGGCUCAAUCUGUACAGAUCACCACUGAGAACAUGGCAAUGAGUGAGUGGUCCUUGAACAAUGGCCAUCAUGAAAACACUACCCCAGGCCUUUCUGAAGAACUUUUACAAGAUGAAGAGACCUUACUAAGUUUCAUGAUGGAUCAUUCCUUGAAGUCCCCAUUGAAACAGAGUGACACAACUAAGAAAACUAAGAGUAAAAUUCGAACGCACACUAAGAAAAAACCAGCAAGAAAUGGCUUAAAUGCCCUCUUUAAAAGACAUCAAGAAGAGGAUUCAAAUAAAUGGACUAACAGCAGUUAUUUGGCAGAUAAUACUAUGAAAUCUUUAUCCCAUGAUUUAAGAAAUGGAAAGGCAGAGAAAAGUAUGGACAAACUUCAGUCAGAGCGCAAAGGGGUAUGUGAAGUGAAAAAGACAUCUAAGAAGGGCUCUUCUCAUCCUGCACUUCCUCGUCCAAAAGCAAAUGAUUCUCAAGCAUCCCAGAGUCUCAUAAAUAACCUAAACAAUGAUGAGGAUAUAAUGAAAUACACCCCAUCUGAUCCUAACUCUCUGGUUCAAGUGCCUGAUUCAGUAGGUAGUGUGAAAACAGUGGUGAGGUUCAAAUUACCGAAAGAAGGCAAAGGGACUCACAGACCACAGAACAAGACCCCUGAGAUGCUUCAUGGACCUCCAGAAAAUGAAAAAUCAAAGGUUAUCUUACAUCCUUUUGACAAUGAGACUGACGGCUACUUUUCAGAUGCAGAAAUGAGUGACUCUGACACAGAAUCUGGAAGUGGCAGAGGGCACCAUAGCCAGUUAGAUUCAGGAAAUGAGGAUAAUUUCAGAAUGAGUAUUUUAGCAUCUUAAUGCACCUCUAAGACCAGUCAUGACAGCUUUGUGAGGCCUAAAUCCAGUUACAACUGCCAUGUCCAAUUUCACCUGAUAUCAUAACAAAGGGUUUUGAUUUGUUACUUUGUUUUUAAUUUGUAUAUAUAAUUCAGAAAUGAGCACUGUUGUUGCCUCUCUCUAUAUGCUUGAGAAACAGCUCCAAGCUUCACCAAUUUAGACUUCUAUACAGUCACAGUAGGUAGCCCUUGUUACAUGUAUAUCCUGGAUACGUAGAAUGUAAGCAUACACGUUAUUAGGGACAUCAGUUUUCUGGGAGCAAGCAGGACAUCCCAGAUUUUAAUGAGGUCGUCUGAGAUUGCCAGUGUCUGUUGUUCAUGCAGGGAUGACAGUUUUAUGGGCAUUACUUAAGCAUAUUGAUUUCAUGACCUGCCAGACAUUACUGCCUAUUUUAGGGCAGAUUUCAGAAGGGGAAUUCUGCUAUGGAAGCCAACUAUAUCCAUACAACGUAAUGGAAAAGUAAAAAUGGAUGUUCGUGUGUGUGUGUGUGUGUGUGUGCGUGUGUGUGUGUGCAUGCGUGCACCUGCACAUGCAUGUACCCAUGUGCAGGGUUUGCCAGUGUGUGUGCGUGUGCAAGUAUGAAGUAAAAUAAGCGAUUCUUUUUUUUUUUAAAGAAGCACAACAAGCUUAUUUGAAGAAAGCACUUAAUGGGUAGAGGAAUACAACGUUGUAUUUAGGGUCUGCUAAACCUUGUUUUUCUUCCUCCUUUUCUUUCUCACCUCUUCAGUUCAAUCAGGGUCCAAGAGGCAAGAACCAAGAUUUAACUAUCACUCCAACUAUCAGCUGAGCAGCCCUAUAAAGAUUCAUCCAAGGCUCUCAGUAGAUAGAAUUACAGAUGCAUGCUAAGGCUGCUCUGCUCCCUCGGUAUUUUUCCAGAGUAAUUUGGGGUAUUAUUUAUACUACUCAUGGGUAAAACCUAAACCUUUGGUUAUUGGAGCCAUUCCCAUGAUUUCCUCAGGUAAAUUAAAAUAGCCUAGUAUGGGCCAAACAAAGAUUAGAAGAAGAAAUGUUUCCAUUACUCAGCGGGGGAACUUACUCAAAUGGCUUCAAAGAGGUCCAAUCUGUGCUUUCAUGAUAAAUCAGUAAAUCUCCAUUCAUAUGUUCAGGAGCUGCUUCUGUACAGUCGCAAUCACUUGGUUGAAGAGGCAGCAUCAUUGAGAAGCAACUGAAGCAUUUGCCUUUCCCAUGUUACUUGUUUCUAUAAACACUAAUUAAAGUGAUGGCUUUCCCCCUUUCCUUCCUUCCUUUCAAAGUAAAAACUUAUUAGUGAGCCAUCAACACAUCCUAAGAGGGUGAUUCACAGAAGUCAGCAUUCUAAAUAUUUCAAUAAUAUUGUACAUCAGAUGUUUCUAAUAAGCCUUAAAUGUUGUUCAAAAGCUGGUGUGACUUAUGAGUCAUGCAGAUUUCCAAGUUUGCACUUCAUUACACUAUUGAUUCAAUUUUGGCUUCAAAGGUUACCGUCAAGGUUUUGAGGUUUGCUACAGGCUUGAUGGGAAUGGCCCCAGUGUAAGCUCAGGGAAGUAAAACAAAAAGAAAAGUGAAAUUCACUAAACAUUUUUGCUGAUGGUAGGUGACUUUUAAAUGCAUGUGUGAGUAUAUAUGUAUGUGGUACAUGCACACAUAUACAUAACCUCACAUAUGCACACUGGGACAUUUUCAAACUGGGGGAGACAAACAUCUUGCAGUUCUGAUGAAUCUGUGAAAUUAUAUUAUGGAUGCCAAAGAAUAUAGUAAAAUAGCACAGCCAGAAACCGGAAACUUGCUAUGAACAAAAGCUGUUGAGUAACUAAAGGACUAAAUCUGUAUUCAUGACCCAGUUUGCAAGCUUGCUGAAGAUGAUGCUUUCAUCAUUUGAACCACCUCCCACCAUUGUGAUUUCUGAUGUUCCUCGUUCACUGCAGUCUGAGCGAUACUGGUUUUUUGUUCUGUGAUGCCAUAUACUGGCGAUACUUCAUUGUUAGAAGGUCACAUUAUUUUUACCAGCCUUCUGAAGUCCUUAAUACUACUCCAGUUGAGCUAUAAUUUAGAGAAAAUCUAUUCUGAAAAGAAAACAAAAUCAGUUGCCAAACACACGUCAGUGUUUUACUGAUACAAGUUUUGUUUGCAAAAUUAUUUUUCAAAAGCUCUGACCGAAAUGGAACAGUUCAAUGUUAGCCUAACCUAUAUGGAUUGGCAAGUAAAUUCUGCUCCAUCUUCAAGGCUUGGUAUGUUCAGAUAAUGUUAAAUACAGUAAAUAGGACUUAGUUUUAUCUUAUCAAGCUUGCUAGGCUUUAGCUACAAUAUCCUAGUUAUGUCAUACAAAUAAUCAAUAUGCUGCCUUUAAUGGACCUUGCUUCCGUGUGCUUCAGUUCAACUAUUGCUUUAAAAAAAGAGAAAAAAAUCCAGAAAUCUUGCUGUAUGCAGCUUCAUUUGCCAGCUACCGCAUUACUUGCUUGCUCACUCAAUACAGGACAGCAAAAGGGGUAAACUUUAAAGAACAACCAAACUAAAGCAACACCUGUCUUCAUUUGGAUGAUGUAUAGAAGGAUGGGACACUCCAUUUUUACUGUGAAUAAGAUGCUAUUAUGAAAAAAAGCCCUUUUUAAAAAAAAAAAAAAAAAUUGAGAAUCUCAUUGAAUGUUGCUGACUCAGUCUUCCUUAAAACUGAAGGGAACAAGAUAGCCUCUACUCACGUGGGACUUCACGGAGUCGAGUGGAAUUUUGGAGCACAGCCUUUCUGCAUGAUAUGCUCAUAUUGCUUUAGCUAUCAUGAUUAAAAGUUUAGAAGGCUACACUGGGUUUGUAUGGAGAAUAAGAACUGUACGUGGGAAAAUGGACAUAGACUUCACAAAGAAGCAGGAACUCAGCAUGUUCCCAAUUACUUUAAUUGCCCUUCCCCUUACAGAAAUGGUUUGACUCCAGAGGGGCUUCUGUCAGCAAGUAAGAGCUGUGUUUUCACUGAUUGCCUCCUACAGCUCUCUCCCUCGUAAGUGGUACGUUACUGAGGGCUUGCAGCAGAUAGCCGGAAUUGGUAAAAAUCCACACACAAACCUCAGGCGUUCAUUGAAACCUUAUGGGGAAGUGUAUAAGCUCUUUCUGUGAAUGAUAGAACGCGGUAAGGUUAGGGUUCAUGAAGUGUAUGUAUGUUUGCAAGUGCUGAGGAAUCGGUUUGGAUUUUUUUAAGAUGCUCAGAAGUAAUGUUCACAAGCAUUCACAAUGUCUCCAUAGCUACAGUGAAGUCCAGUAAGUGCCUUGGACUUGAUUUCAGUCUGAACCCCAGCAGCUGUUGUAAAUGUAAUGUGUAGGGGGCUCAACUUCUCUUAGCUCAGGGGCUGCACCCGCUUUGGGCAGUGUGCUGAAGGUUGCAGUCUAAAAGCGGGCAGGGCCCGGGCCCCAUUGGCAGGAGGGAAGCUGGGAGCUUAAAGAGGUAAAGUGAGUGCCUUAAGCAUGUACAAGGUAUAAGGCGCACAGUUUGCUUCCAAAUCCAAACUGCCCACUCUGAAGGCCAUAAAAGGGAUGCUGGCAGGCCAUAUUUUUAUUUUAUUUUAUUUUAUUAUUAUUACCCCUGAUAAUAGUGCUGCCGUGAAGUGGAGCAAACACUGUGAAAUGCUCCAGAUGGCUAAUUCAAAGUUGUCUCUAGUAUAUGAGGCUUGGUAUAUUUAGCUAGCUGUCCAAGGGAGUUGCUCAUAGCACAGGGCAUUGCUAAAAAGACAAGUGUUUUGUCACAGUCAAGAUCCAGCUCUGAAUUACUUAAAAUCCAUUCUUUUGAAUUGUUUCCAGCAGUGUCUAUGUUAGCUCCUGCUCAGUUGACAGCUAUGUGCAUAUUAGUCAAAACCCUUUUAAGGAGAAUGCCAAUCUUCCUUUGCUACGUAGCACCUGCCUCUUUUCUUGUAGAAACUAGAGAUUUGCAUAAACAAAAAAGGAAUUGUAUGUGAAAAAUAUUUUUGAUGCAUUAUAAAUGUAUUUUGAAAUGAACAGAAAAAAAGCAUAAAUGGUCUAUUUUAUUACAUAAAGGUCUUUAAUCCAAUAAUGUGUGAACUUCAGGCAUUGACAUUUGCACUGUAAAAGGUGAAUCCUAUUAGCAUCAUGAUUAUGUAUUAACAUGGCUAUAGUAAAGCUCAUUUUUUGUUCAUUAAUAAGGAUCAAACAUUGCUUUUGAAACCUUAGAUUUAAAUGGAAUGUUUUCAAGUCCAGUUUUGGAAUAUGCUCAAACACACUUUCACCUUAAAUUUUUGGGAACGGGGUUUUUUUGUGGUGUAUUUUGAAUCUUUUGUUGAUAGUUAUUUUGUCAGCAUUUUUAAAGAAACAGGUUUGGCAGUGCUUUUCCUCAAAGCACAAUGGAGAAUUAACCAUUUCUCCCAAAGGGGGGGAAAGGAUAGAAUUCAUUCCUGCCUGUUCUUGUGACCUGUCAUGAGACUCCAUUUCCUGUUACUAGAUAGGUGUGGCAAUUUGGUUGUUCUUUAAGGAAACUCUUGCACACUUUGGUCCAUUCCACACUGACACAAUAUAGGCCCACUCUGUAUCAGUUACAGGAAACAAUAUGAAUGUCACAGGAGGCAAAGGCCUUCUGUUUUCUUCGUUUCAAAGAAAGUGAUGUGCCAUUUGUUAAUAUAAAAGAGAAAUAUUGAAAAUAUAUUGAAAAGAGCAAUUUUAAAUUAUUUUUGGCUUAUGUUGCAAUAUUUAUUUUCUUGUAUUAGAAAUUCCUUUGUAGAGAAAAAAAUGUAUUUUUCAUUAAUGCAAAACCUAUUUCUCCUUUUUGUACAUUUUCCAUGUUAGUUAAUCCUUAAAGCAAUAUAAUGUAUUACGGUUGUUCUGUGUGAAAGCUGUAUUAUGCAUGCUGUUUGUGUUGCCGUGGAAUAGGUCUGUCUGCCAUAAUUUUCAUCAUGUUUCGAUUCAGUGUAUGCUUUAAUACACAUUGGGACCAUGCCCCAUUUGCUUAUGAAAAAAGGAAUACCUUUGCAUUCUUCAAUGUGUUAGCAAAUGCAGUCAAUAAAGAUGUGUUUUCUGUGUA
Molecule: messenger RNA, 8192 nt
Organism: Candoia aspera
Lineage: Eukaryota; Metazoa; Chordata; Lepidosauria; Squamata; Candoiidae
Gene: JADE2
Product: jade family PHD finger 2
Exons: 12
Coding region: 593-3163 (856 amino acids)
Biological process (GO): regulation of transcription by RNA polymerase II
Cellular component (GO): histone acetyltransferase complex
Source: RefSeq, a predicted model, not a curated record